AUGUUUGAACAAAUCGGUAGCGUAUCACUUGUAAAUACAGGCGAAGGAUUAGCGGUUGCGUACAACAUUCCAAAUCGAUUUGAUUUUAUGCAAAUCCGUCAAUCGAUCUUUGCGAAACAGAUAGCAAUGUUCGGCGUGAAAUGGGAUGGACCGAUAACGGAUAUCAUUCUUUCCGAUGCAUUACAAACACAAAAACCUGACAGCUCAGGAGAUGAUCUUGUUUUUCAAAAUAUAACAUUACUUCAGCAUGUUGAAGUUGAUCAUGAAUGGAUCGAUUGGAAGUGA
Acanthocheilonema viteae is the source of this 285-nucleotide messenger RNA. Lineage: Eukaryota; Metazoa; Nematoda; Chromadorea; Rhabditida; Onchocercidae. The record is from the annotation of a GenBank genome assembly.